Messenger RNA from Thamnophis elegans (Western terrestrial garter snake), 900 nucleotides. RefSeq names its product aquaporin-4-like. The transcript is spliced from 6 exons. Lineage: Eukaryota; Metazoa; Chordata; Lepidosauria; Squamata; Natricidae. Gene Ontology annotation, cellular component: plasma membrane. Gene Ontology annotation, molecular function: water channel activity. Gene Ontology annotation, biological process: transmembrane transport. Bases 1 to 900 code for a protein of 299 amino acids. The record is from RefSeq and is a predicted model, not a curated record.
AUGAAUGAGAAGAUGUUAGGUGAUAACAAGGAAGGACGAGAACGCAGUUGUGUCUUAACUUUUUCCUUGUUCCUUCCUCUCCAGGAACUGCAGAGCCGUCAGUUCUGGUGUAGCCUAUUGGCAGAAGCCACAGGCACCCUUAUCUUUGUCUGGAUAGUGCUGGGUGCCUCAUCCCCCACCGGUCCUAAAGAGGUGCUGCCUACUUCGCUCCAACCAGCCCUUGCUGCAGGACUGGUAGCUAUCAGUUUGGCACACUGCUUUGGUAAGAUCAGUGGUGCCCAAGUCAACCCCGCACUCACUAUGGCCUUCCUGUGCACUCGUAAACUGGAUGCUCUGCAUGCCUCGACCUAUAUUCUAGCCCAGUGUCUGGGUGCCAUCUUAGCAUCAGGCUUUUUUUAUCUCAUGUUACCCAGCUCAGCCAUUGGGCAAUUGGUCACAAAGGUCAGCACUGAGGGGAAUGCUGGACAGGCUCUGGGGAUGGAGCUGUUUUCCACUUUCCAGCUGGCUCUCACCAUUUUUGCUGUAGAAGAUCAUCGGAGGCAUGAACUAGGGGAGCCUGUUGGGAUCUUGGCUAUUGGUUUCUCUGUGAUAGCAGGAGCUCUGGCUGCGGGUACCUUCUCUGGGGGCAGUAUGAAUCCAGCCCGAUCUUUGGGUCCAGCUGUCAUCACAGGAUUCUGGGAACAUCAUUGGGUGUAUUGGCUCGGCCCUAUUCUGGGUGCUGUUCUGGCUGGAGUAUCCUAUGAAUUCUUCUUUGCUGACAGCGCUUCACGGGAAAAGCUUGUUGCCUGCCUGACCUGUCGCGACAUUGAGAUUGUGGAGGCGGCCAGCAUGUCUCGGUCUUCACUUUCUGCUGCUCCUCAGGCUAAAUCACCUGACAAGGAAGAACAUGGCACUGAGUAG